Molecule: messenger RNA, 2563 nt
Organism: Salmo salar (Atlantic salmon)
Lineage: Eukaryota; Metazoa; Chordata; Actinopteri; Salmoniformes; Salmonidae
Source: RefSeq, a predicted model, not a curated record
AUGUUUAACCCCAAGGUACCGGAGUCACCGGACAUAUGAAAAGUCAUGUGAGAAACUGCACUUUACACUAUACUGAACUGAAGAAAGACAACGUUCACAUCCGACAACGGGGGAGAUGGACAUGAAACAUCUAACUUGUUAAUUUAAUUUAAGACGGUUUGUUGUAUAAGGAGAUAUACUGAGAACAAACUACACAAGUGGUGGGAAUGGGAAGAAUUCUGGGGUCUCUGCUGCCAGCGGCUCUGCUGAUUGGCUCAGCCCUCUGUAUGGGCGUGGUCAGUCUAACCCUAAGCCACACCUCUAGGGUCAGAGUUCACAAAGGGAGGAGCCUCACAUUGACCUGCAUGAACACAACACAUGCAGGAGUGGUCCAGUACUGGCACACCCCUUUCGGUCGGGUCCAGAACAGCAGUCUUCAUGCCAACCAGAAGGAUGUGGUUGCUAUGCAACGAGAUGGUAGCCUGCGGAUCCACAUUGCUUCUCCUCACCACAGCGGGCUGUACUACUGCCUCCUACUGGCCGGAGGACAAACUACACUCACACCCUACCUGCUGACUGCCAGCAGUCCACAGGACCAUGCGGUCGAACACAGGCGGGCAGUCAGGAGUAUUCUGGGUGGUCAUAGAGAGGAGAGGGAUGUUGCCGUGGUUUCUGACGGUGUGUUUGCGGCAGCGGUGACGGCAUCAGUAGUGGUGACGUUCCUGGUGGGGUUCAGCUCUGGAGCUUUGAGCAGGACACUACUGGACAGGUGUGUGAAUUGGGUGCGUUCGCUAGGACAGGAACGUCGUAACCAUGGUGAAACAGUCAGCGUGGCAUUCCGGAAGGAUGUGGAACAAGAGGAUGAGGAUUACUCAGCCUCGACGACAAGCGUUACCAUGGAGAAUGUAAGCCCAUCUCCACCAGCCAAACCUCAGAGAAGCUUCAGGGGCAAACUUCAUGAAGAGCCUGCUUACCUGGAGGGCUGCCACCAGGGGAGAGGAGAGGAAGGGAGGGAGAGGGGAGGAGAAGAGGGGAGGGAGGUGGGAGACAGCACAGAUGGAAAAGAGAAGAGCAGGAGAGAGGGGGAGGAAGAAAGGAGUGACAGUGAGGAAGGGAGAGAGGGAAAGGAGGGGAGGAAUGAAAGUGACAGGGAGGAAGGAAGAAGAGAGAGUGAGGAAGGGAGAGAGGGAAAGGAGGGGAGGACAGAGUUUAAGGAGAGGACAGAGAGUGAGGGAGAGGUUGAAGAGGGAGGAUUUAGAGGUGAUAGUAGCAGUGAUUCAGAAGAAGGGUCUGUUGGGGUGAGAGAGGGGGGAGUGGAGAGGCAGGGGGAGGGAACAGCGGGAGAAGAGAGGUGUUCUCCUCCCCGGCCCGCCAGACGGAGCCGUGUGAUUCGUCUGUACCAGUACGAUGAGGAGGGGCAUCGCUAUAGUCACCUGCCAAACCCCGCCCCCAUGGAACAUACUUCCCCCGCCCCCCGGGCCAAGCAGCGCUCGCUGUCCCUCACCAGGCUCAACACCAUCAUGGCUGCUGCCACCGCCAGCCCCCUGGACCCACAGAACCCCCCGGGCCGAGACUCAGACCCCCAGGACUCAGACCCUGACCAUGAGGAGAGGGACACAGCCAGUCCAGCCAGCCCAUCCCAGGGCCAGGAGAGACCAGUCUUUCAACUGGAGAUAUGACAUACAAGAUCUAGGCCUGUAUUCAUAAAGUGUCUCAGAGUAGAGCUGCUGAUAAAUGAUCUGGUCCUAGCCUGUCCAUAUAAUCUUAAUCAUUCUGAUUUAAAAGGCGAAACUGGUUCAAGAUCAGCCCUCCUAAUCUUGAUAGAUGCAGCCCGAGCAGAAAGAUCAGGGUCAUGUUUGAAACAGAAAACAAAAAUGUGUGUUUCCUACUGGACAACUUUAACAGUUAGUGCCUUGCCAUUUCACUCCAUUGUGAAACAUUUUCUCAAUCACAAAUUCUCACACACAAAUUCCCAGACACAUUUAAGAGUUUGACUUGUCAUCACAUCCAGCAGAUUCCAUUAUUGUUUUGUAAAAGGAAUUGGAAAUAAAACAUUACAAGUAAAUGUUAACUUUGGAUGAUUGUGUUGCUGACCUGCUGCACCCUCUUUAACCACUGUGAUUAUUAUUAUUAUUUGACCCUGCUGUUCAUCUAUGAACGUUUGAACAUCUUGGCCAUGUACUGUUAUAAUAUCCUGCCUUUCCAGGGAGUUUUUCCUAGCCACCUCGAUCCUACAUCUGCAUUGCUUGCUGUUUGGGGUUUUAGGCUGGGUUUCUGUAUAGCACUUUGUGACAUCGGCUGAUGUAAAAAGGGCUUUAUAAAUACAUUUGAUUGAUUGUUAAUUUAAAGUUAGUCCCUGUGUAUUUGGUUCUAACCUUGUCCCCAGGUUAUGAUUGCACAUAGCACUAAUACGCCUGGAAUAACAACUAUAGUCUGGCCUAUGUUGGAGUGAACAGAAAUAUUAAAUUAUUUGACCGAAUCACACGACUGCAAGACAGGGGUACACAAAUUAGAGGUACACAAUACAGGAGGAAGUGUUUGGAGGGAGGCGAUUGAUUAAAUAUAAAGCUGAUGGCUAAUGGUU